UAUGCUGCGGGCAAUAAUCUACAUCUGGAAGCAAAAAGUAGCAAAACAAUUGGAAACUUUUCAUCCUAUGGUGGUUUCGUGAUGAUAUUUCGUAGAACUGCUUGUGGGGUGCGACAAGGUAAUGAUGAUAAUCGUAAUUCUAUUUGUGCGACUAUUUAUUUUCAGGAGCCGCCAACGGCGUUCAGAAAUAUCUCCUUGUUUAGUGCCCAAGUGGAUGAGAUACAAUGGAUGGACACGGACGGUGCAUUACUCAUAAUAGGAUUUUAUUUUGGAAAUUUUCCGAGCCCAAAGCGGAGAUCGACGGAGCCGGGCCGGGGAUGCUACCGUAACCAUGGCGAAGCCGGAUUCCCUCCGCCUCUAAAAUUAACCGCGUCCGCUUUCUGCAAUUGUUCCUAUACGGAUUAUUUAAUACGCUUUCCCCCCUUCUGCAUACGUGCAUGCAUUUGCAUUGUUGUCGUCAAUCUAGAAGAGCCCUAUUUCUUGUUGAUGCAUGUACAUCUUGUUUCUCUCGAUUGCCGCCGUCGUUUGAUUCCGAUGUUCCUUGGGGGUUGGAUCGGGUUUCAUCUGGAAAACGCUUAGUUUCAUUCACAUGUGUGUUUAACUCGAUGUAAUGGUACGAAGACAGUCAGUCAUCAUAGUCCGCAGCAUUAUUACAACGUCGCAAUGGAUAUAAAUUAGUCUGUUUAUAUUAAUUCCAAUUUUUUCACUUCUUCAACUUCGACUCCACUAAUCCUACGAAAUUAACCUUUUUGCAACUGGAUCUGUGUUAAUGGCACGGCAUUACCGACCAACUUCUAUCCUUACUCGAUUUUUGUUGUUCCUUCAAAGCUGCCAAUUAAAUACUUUUUUAUUCAAUUGUUGGUAUUUAUUA
Messenger RNA from Nicrophorus vespilloides, 871 nucleotides. RefSeq lists its product as uncharacterized. The coding region runs from base 82 to 579 and encodes 165 amino acids. The record is from RefSeq and is a predicted model, not a curated record. Lineage: Eukaryota; Metazoa; Arthropoda; Insecta; Coleoptera; Silphidae. The transcript is spliced from 2 exons.